AUGAACAACUCAUCAUGUCUUCAGCCAUCGCCAGCUACCACUGUAGCUCUCCCUAUCCUCUACUCCUGCCUGUUUCCCGCUGGAAUCUUUGGGAACAUUCUGAGUGCCUGGAUAUUUUUACGUAAAGUGCCCACCAGAAGGACUCAGUACAUUUACCUGGCCAACCUGGUGGCUGCAAAUCUGCUGGUUUGCAGCACCAUGCCCUUCCUGGCUGCCUACUUUGCGGAGGGGCACCGCUGGCCCUACGAGUCGGCGGCGUGCAGGAUUGCCCAGCACCUGGGGACGCUGGUGGUGCACGUCAGCAUGUACGUGACCAUCACCAUCCUGUGCUCCAUUGCCCUCAGCCAGUAUGCCACCCUGAAGAAGAACUGUGGCCCACAACACUCCCAAGCUCUGCCAGGAACCUUCCACGGGCGCCUGCUGCACGAGUUCCGGCAGCCAAAGUUCGCUAAAUAUUUGUGUGCUGUUAUCUGGCUGAUUGUACUCUGCAUUACAGUCACAGCCAUCACCUACAACGCCCAGGAGAGGGUUUCAGGAGAGUUCCCCACGUGCUACAACAUCAAGGUAGAAGCUGGUGAACGUCCUGCAAUGAUUGCAGCUUAUCUUGCCACUGUGGGCUUCUUUCUGGCUUUUAUGACUGUUUUGUGGUCAUACUAUUCGCUUACCAGACAUCUGAGCAGAAUACAAAGAAACACCUGUAUUGGAGAAAAACAUCUCAUUUACAGAACAGUGAAAAGAAACAUUCUUGUCAUCCAGAUGAUAUUAACUGUCUGUUUUCUUCCAUACCAUAUUUUUAGGCCAAUUUUCUAUGUAUUGCUUACAGAUAACAACUGUCCAAGGUUAAAUUAUCUAGUGGAAAUUAAAAAUGUCCUUACUUGUCUUGCUGCUACUAAAAGCAGUUUAGAUCCAGUUAUAACCCUUCUGUUAGAUAAAACAUUUAAGAAAAGUCUUUAUAGCCUGUUUACAAAAUCCACACCAGAACAUCAAAAACAGAAUGAUGAUAUUUUCACUGAAAUGGGAAGGAGUAUGGAAAGAUUUUAAUAGACUAUAAAUAAUAAUAAACUAAUUUUAACUACCUUUAGGCAGGCUUUGAUAUAAAAUUUAAAUUUAAAU
This is a messenger RNA of Camarhynchus parvulus, 1113 nucleotides long. RefSeq names its product G protein-coupled receptor 82 (gene GPR82). Lineage: Eukaryota; Metazoa; Chordata; Aves; Passeriformes; Thraupidae. Gene Ontology annotation, molecular function: G protein-coupled receptor activity. Gene Ontology annotation, cellular component: membrane. The coding region runs from base 1 to 1041 and encodes 346 amino acids. The transcript has a single exon. Gene Ontology annotation, biological process: G protein-coupled receptor signaling pathway. The record is from RefSeq and is a predicted model, not a curated record.